UCACUCUGGUGAACAGCUGAUGUUGUGACGUCUCCAGGGCGCCGCCAGCUGACAGCGCUCAGAACACGCGUUUCCGGUUGAAGUGGAGCGAUCUGGAGUCGCGGAGCCGAGAGAUGCCGAAGUACUGUUCGGUCCUGAGCUGCAAGAACGAGUCCUGCAGCGGCACGAAGAGCUUCUACAGGUUCCCUCUGCAGGACCCGGCACGGCUGCAGCAGUGGCUGAGGAACAUGGGACGUGAGAACUGGACUCCCUCUCGACACCAGUACAUCUGCCACCAACAUUUUGCACCGUCGUGCUUCAGGGUGCGGUGGGGGAUCCGUUACCUGGAGAGCGACGCCUUGCCCACAGUCUUCCAGGAGGUCGAGAAAAGAAAAGUUGCCGAUCAAAGUGAGAAGAUGCCGAAACGUCUGCGCCUGCACAGUGAUCACAACAUCUCACUGACAGACGACAGGACGUCGGCUGUGGACGGGGUCGAGAUGGAAAACACUCUGCACACGGUGCACCUGUAUGAGAUCACUGUCGACCCGUCGCAGUGCGGUGAAACCAGCCUGGUGGAGUCGAGCGAUGCUAUAAAUUCGGACUGUUUCCUCCACACAGACCUGAACACGCUGACAUCAGUGGAUGGGUUCCAAACAGGGACAAGCUUCCCUUUAACUUUAUUCCAGACAGUAGAUGACGUAAGAGAGAACACGGAGGUGGUAGUGAUGUCUGAAGGCUCUGCUGCUGAAGGGCAAGAAGAGCUUGUGAAUGGAAUCACUGCCUCCAUUUUAACUCAGGGCUGCUACUCCACACUGGGUCGCACAGACAAGGCUGCAGCGUCCCUCUCUGCUGAAGAUGUGACGUGCUCCACAGAGGAGACCAUCGAAGGAUGCCAGGAAGUCAUCGCCUACUUCGAGACCAUACCAAGCGUUCUCCCCAGUGGAACCUCGACCCCGUUCGUCUUCACCCCGGACACAGUGCUGUCGUCCGCUCUGAGCUCCAAGCCCAUCUCAUCCACGGUGCCCAUAGUGUCCAAGCACGCAUCACCUAACCCUGCGUCGCUGGUUCUCACGGUGGAAAGACUGGACACAGAUGAGGGGGAUGAUGGGAAGUCUGACGAAGACAGCACCGAGCAGCAGGAUCACCAGCUGGAGGAGCACUGCUACCACAGGAGCAGUCUGAGUAAAGAGCAGCUGGAGGCGAUCGUCGCUGAGCUGCAGAAAAAGGUGAAGGUGCUGCAGCAGCGUCACCGCCGUCACUUGGAGAAGCUCCUGGGUCUGGAGAACACCGUGAAUCAGCUGAGACAAAGCAACCUGCUGAACGAGGAGCGGCUGCAGCUGCUCGAGAGGGCGUACGUACAGACCAGCACAGCAGUGACGGACGCCGGAGAGACUGUGGCCAUCAUCUAUGAGGAGGACGCGGCUGCAUUCUUGUACACGCCACUGGAUGACGCUGAGGAGAAGCUGUGACUGUGCACAUCCUGUGUGUGUGUGUGUGUGUGUGUGUGUCUGUCUGUGUGUCCCAUGACAUGGUUGAUGCUGUUGAGAACAAAACACUACCUACAGUAACUGAAUUGUUUUUUAGUUUCCUGAUGUGUGUGGGUGUUUGUGUAUGUGUGUGUGUGUGUGGGUGUGGUGUUGGGUCAGCUGUGAGCUUUGCACAAACACAGAUGAGGAAUAAGGGACAAUGGUGAAUGUUGUGUUUUAUAAACCUCGAGCCCGCCCUCCUCUCCAACCCUCCCUUUGUUUGUAAUUUGUUUGUGAUACUGUACGUUUUGCGUCUGUGCUUCGUGUCUGUAGCUGCUGUAAAUCUGUUCAGUUGUCGACAGAAGCAAAGUUUACUCAUGAGAAAGAGUUUGUUUUCUGUUGCACGAUGGAAUAAAGGGAAUGAAACAAUGCAGUCGUCUUGUCACACCCUGUUU
Paralichthys olivaceus (Japanese flounder) is the source of this 1900-nucleotide messenger RNA. Its product is annotated as THAP domain-containing protein 5-like. The record is from RefSeq and is a predicted model, not a curated record. Lineage: Eukaryota; Metazoa; Chordata; Actinopteri; Pleuronectiformes; Paralichthyidae.